AUGCCCCGGAGUCCAACGUCAAGUGAGGAUGAAAUGGCUCAAAGUUUUUCGGAGUAUUCGGACGAGUCGGUUUCCGAGAGCUCUAAGGAGGAAGCUGUGUACGAGAGUAUAAAACUGAUGAACGAUCGACCGUUGAGCUUCAUGGACGAUCUUCAGGCCAACACCAUCGUCAUCCGGGUCGUCAUUCCAGACCUGCAGCAGACGAAAUGUAUGAGUUUCGAUGGAGACUUGACCAUUUGGGAGGUGAAACAGAUGAUCCUGUGCACUCUCAAUCAAAGCUUGAAGGACGUACUGAACUACGGACUCUUCCAGCCGGCCAACAACGGCAGAGACGGAAAGUUCCUGGAUGAAGAACGUCAGCUCAGUGAUUAUCCACAACCUCUCAGUAAAGGUGUCCCAUCUCUGGAGUUCCGCUAUAAAAGCCGAGUGUACAAACAACCCAAUACAGACGAGAAACAAAUCACCAAAUUACACACAAAGGCUAAUCUGAGAAAGUUUAUGGAGUACAUCCAAAAUCACCAGGUAGAGAAAAUCUCCAAGAUGUUAGAUAAAGGACUCGACCCAAACUACCACGAUCUAGACACAGGGGAGACACCACUAACGUCCGCUGCUAAACUGGAGAACGUAGCUGAGAUCAUUAAGGUGUUGAAGAACGGAGGAGCUCAUCUGGACUUCAGGGCUAAAGACGGAAUGACAGCCUUACACAGAGCAGCCUGCGCUAACAACAAACACUCACUGAAGACUUUGCUUGACUUGGGGGCGUCGCCAGACUAUAAGGACAGUCGUGGUUUGACGUCGCUGUAUCACACAACCAUGGUGGGCGGAGACUCUGGCUGCUGUGAGCUUCUCCUCCACGAACACGCCAGUAUCAGCUGCCAGGAUGAAAACGGCUGGCACGAAAUUCAUCAGGCAUGUCGACAUGGUCACGUCCAGCAUCUUGAGCACCUGCUGUUUUAUGGAGCUGAUAUGAGCGCCCAAAACGCAUCAGGGAACACGGCGCUGCACAUCUGCGCUCUCUACAACCAGGAUAAAUGUGCUCAUGUGCUGCUGGUUCGUGGAGCUGAUAAAGAAGUGAAGAACUACAACAGCCAGAGUUCAUAUCAGGUGGCCAUCAUUGCAGGAAACUUUGAGCUUGCUGAGCUGAUCAAGAACCACAGAGAGAGUGACGUAGUGCCUUUUUGUGAGACCCCUGCGUACUCUAGACGGCGACGCCCUCCUCAUCACUUGACGCCUCCACGUGUGCUGCUUCGCUCCAACAGCGAUAACAACCUCCAACUGCCUCUACAACAAACACACACCAACACAAACACACAACCCUACACACAGACCCACACCAGUCCCAACGGCCGGGUGAGGAACAGAACCACGCCCCGGAGUCGCUCACCCUCACUCGGUCACCUCGGAGAGGAACAUCAACGACUACAGCACAGACCCACAGUGAGUUUUGAUGUUUCUGGACCGAGGAGGAAGCUUUACAGUGCUGUGCCCGGCCGGCAUUUUGUGGCAGUGCGUCCUUAUCAGCCCCAAGCAGAGGGAGAAAUCACACUGUACAAAAAUGACAGGGUCAAAGUGCUCAGUAUUGGUGAGGGUGGAUACUGGGAAGGCAGCGCUCGAGGUCGUGUCGGCUGGUUCCCUUCAAACUGUGUGGAGGAAAUUCCUGGCAAAGCCAAUGAGGGCCGACCACAGAGCCGAGCAGAUCGUAAAGAUAAGAAGAAACUGUUCAGGCAUUACACAGUGGGAUCAUACGACAGCUUCGACGCCUCCAGCGACUGCGCCAUCGAUGAAAAGACGGUGGUGCUGCACAAGAAGGAGAACGAGGGCUUCGGCUUCGUGCUGCGAGGAGCCAAAGCGGACACGCCCAUCGAGGAGUUCACGCCCACUCCUGCUUUUCCUGCCCUUCAGUAUCUGGAGUCUGUGGACGAGGGCGGAGUCGCAUGGGAGGCGGGGCUUCGGACUGGAGAUUUUCUCAUUGAGGUGAACCAGGAGAACGUAGUGAAGGUGGGUCACAGGCAGGUGGUGAACAUGAUCCGACAGGGAGGAAACAGACUCGUCAUUAAAGUGGUGACCGUCACCAGGAACCUGGAUCAGGACGAUUCAGCCAGGAAAAAAGCCCCGCCCCCUCCAAAGCGAGCACCAACCACAGCCCUCUCCAUGCGCUCCAAAUCAAUGACAUCAGAACUGGAGGACAUGGAUAAAGUGGAUGAAGCGUCUCCGUCCCAGAAACACGUCAGAGACAACGGAGCGCCGGACAUGAAAGUGGCUACGAUAAAGCCCCGCCCCUCCAGUCGCGGCAUGGUCGUGCCCAGCGAUUAUAAUUCCAUGUACGAGCGACAAGGUGUAGCAAUCGUUCCUCCCACUGUUCCCAGUGGCCCACAGGGGCCGUACCUGGGCAUACCCAAGGGCACAAUGAAGAGACAGAAGUCCAUAGGAAUCACAGAGGAGGAGAAGCAGUUCCUGACUCCUCCAUUAUUAAAAUUCACCCGCAGCCUUUCUAUGCCUGAUACAUCAGAAGACAUCCCACCUCCACCUGGCGUCUCUCCUCCAUCGCCACCUUUUAGCCCUAAUGCCCCCAGAACCUACAGCAACAACCAGCCUGGCCUUCCCCAAGCAGGCCGAGGAUACGCGAACACAGGCACCAUCCACAGAGUCGGCUUCCUGUGUCAAAACUCGGAUCAGUACGACCCUCAGAACUCUAUAGUGACCCAGCAGAAUUCUCGAACUCGAAACAGAGCCCCGGUUCCUGAGAACCCGUAUUCUGAGGUCGGAAACAAGGCACUGUACGUCCCGGCUAAACCAGCGCGGAGGAAGGGAGUUUUAGUGAAGCAGCCGAAUGUUGAGGACAGUCCCGAAAAGACCUGCUCAAUCCCCAUCCCUACCAUAAUCAUAAAGGAACCUUCGACUAGUAGCAGUGGGAAAAGUAGCCAGGGAAGCAGCAUGGAGAUUGACACAAGCACUCCUGAUCAUCCUGGUCAGCUGAGGCCUGAGGACAGCUUUAGUGUUAAUAAUCCCUUCGCUGCAGCGAUCGCCGGGGCGGUAAGAGAUCGAGAGAAGCGACUCGAGGCACGGAGAAACUCGCCCGCCUUUAUUUCCACAGAUUUAGGAGAUGAGGACGUACCCAUAUGCGCUCCAACUCCUCGCUUGCGACAAUCAAAGUCUAUUGAUGAAGGAAUGUUUGCUAAUGAUCAAGGUCUUCGAACAUUUAUGGCACCCCCUUCUUCGCUGCUAAAACUGUCACAAGGUGGGGGCAACGUGAAUGACUCCGAAGAACUCAUGAUUGUACGUGAACCUCUUAACACAAGAACAAGAAACUGCCCCGAUCUGGAUAGUCCAGUCAGCCUCCCAACAACAAUGAAGACCUUCAUCUCUAAUGGUGCAGAGUACCUACACCCGGUUACAGGAAAAGCUCUUGAUCCUAAUUCCCCAUUAGCCCUGGCGCUGGCUGCCCGAGACAGAGCAAUCAAAGAGCAAGCACAGCCUCCUCAACCACCGCCAAAGGUGGAACCCCAAAAACCAGACAUUAAUCAACCCCUUUUUAUUGAUACCAAGCUCCGUUCAAGUAUCGAGGCCAGCUUUAACGCCUCUGUGAGAGCAGGACGUGUUGGUCUUCAGAGGCAGAAGACAGAGUCCAAAUAUGAACCAGAGAGUAUUAAAGAGGUCAAGCAAGUUGAGGAGAAGAAGAACAUGGUGAUUGAUAUUGUUGAUACAUCGCAGCAGAAGCCUGCAGGAUUGUUAAUGGUGCACACGCUGGAUGGGGUAAAGCUUGAGGAAAAUAACGUGGAUGGAAGUAAGGAUGAAACGGGGCAUUCACAGGACACAAAACUGAGAGACUCUGAGCCUCCUUUGGCCCUUCACUCACAGACCUCUGUGCCAUGCCGGACAAAAAGCAUCACUGCAGGCGGAUCUGUAGAUGAACCUAUCAAACUGCCUUUCCGUAUCCCGCCUCCACCUUUCGCCUCGGUGGAUAUCGAUGAGGAAUUUGUAUUUGCAGAGCCUUUACCUCCUCCGCUGGAAUUUGCCAAUAGUAUUGACAUUCCUGAAGACCAGGUAGCAGAGAUUCUUAAGCAGAGAAAAAACAGCAUACCAGGAGGACUUUUGCCUCCGUACCACCCCCACGCUCCUCCACCCAUUAACGCAGAACAUAUACGUCCUGUCAGAAUCUCGAACUGCAUCCCUCUCCCCAGCUACCCUCCACCACCUCCUGAAAACUUCGAGCCAAUCUUAGACUCUGGAAUCGAAAUGGACAGUCGGAGUAGCGGAGACCCCCACCUAGAGACCACCAGCACCAUCUCCACAGUGUCCAGCAUCUCGACUCUGUCUUCAGAGGGCAGCGAGCCCUUGGACACCUGCACAGUCUAUGCAGAUGGGCAGGUCUUCCUGGUGGAUCGGCCCCCUGUGCCACCCAAGCCAAAAAUGAAGCCUAUUAUCAACAAAAGCAAUGCACUUUACAGGGACCCCCUGAUUGAGGAAAGCCCCGAAUCCUUCAGUCAACCCCCACCUGCACCUCCUCCACCCCAGUCCGAGUCCCACAAAACACCCACUCAAAGAGGUUCUAAACUCUGGAGGGAGUCUCCUGAGCUCCGGAGUCCGCCCUCGUCCAUUCCGGAUCCUAAGGCCAAUGUGAUUAGCGAGUUGAGCUCCAUCCUGCAGCACAUGAACCGGGAAAAGUACCCGAAACAGGGGGAUUCUCUGGAUUCUCCCACAGGGCCGAGGAGCUUCACUAACAGGGACUCUGUGGUUCCCUCUGUCUCAGGUACCCCCCGCUCCACCUCUCUGACCUUCACCACACCGUCCACUCCUCCCUCCAUCCUCCCCUCGUCCAUCACCUCUCCUCCUGCAUCCAGCCCCACGCCCUUCACGCCGGGCCCCGUCUCUUCUCCGGCCCCGACUCCGCCCCUCUGCUCGUUCGGCAGCCGCUCGGCGUCUCCUUCGUCCUUGCUGCACUCGUCCUCGUCGUCCUCGUCUUCGUCCAACGCCAAGCCGUUCUCCGGCAAACCCGUGCUGCUGUGGACCAAGCACGACGUGGCGGACUGGCUGGAGAGCCUGAACAUGGCCGAGCACAGGGACGCCUUCAUGGAGAACGAGAUCGAGGGCUCUCACCUGCCUAACCUGCAGAAAGACGACCUGAUCGACCUGGGCGUGACCCGAGUCGGACAUCGCAUGAACAUCGAGCGGGCGCUCAAGCUGUUGAUGGACAGAUAAAGGAGGGACGAGUCACUUCCUCCGUCGCCUUCGUUC
Messenger RNA from Trichomycterus rosablanca, 5235 nucleotides. Its product is annotated as SH3 and multiple ankyrin repeat domains protein 2-like. The transcript has 22 exons. NCBI's taxonomy places the organism in Eukaryota, Metazoa, Chordata, Actinopteri, Siluriformes, Trichomycteridae. The record is from RefSeq and is a predicted model, not a curated record. Gene Ontology annotation, molecular function: synaptic receptor adaptor activity; ionotropic glutamate receptor binding. Gene Ontology annotation, cellular component: dendritic spine; postsynaptic membrane; postsynaptic density. The coding region runs from base 1 to 5199 and encodes 1732 amino acids.